GGGAGCCCCCGCUCUGCCCCGAGCACCGCGACGCCCUGCGCUCCGCGACCUCAGGGCCGCAGGAAACCCCCUGGCGGUACUGACCUGACCAGCUCAAGACAAAAGGAAGGAGGAACGUACUAAAAUGUCACCUGAAGUUGCCUUGAACAGAAUUUCUCCAGCGCUCUCGCCCUUCAUUUCCAGUGUGGUCAGAAAUGGAAAAGUAGGACUGGAUGCUACUAAUUGUUUACGGAUUACAGACUUGAAAUCUGGCUGUACGUCCCUGACCCCUGGACCCAGCUGUGAUCGGUUUAAGCUACACAUCCCUUAUGCUGGAGAAACACUCAAAUGGGAUAUAAUUUUCAAUGCACACUAUCCUGACCUGCCACCAGAUUUUAUCUUUGGAGAGGAUGCUGAAUUUUUGCCCGAUCCUUCUGCCUUGCAUAAUUUAGCUUCUUGGAAUCCUUCAAACCCUGAAUGCCUCCUGCUUGUUGUGAAAGAGCUUGUGCAGCAGUAUCACCAAUUUCAGUGUGGCCGAUUACGUGAGAGCUCUCGUCUCAUGUUUGAAUAUCAGACGUUACUUGAAGAGCCUCAAUAUGGAGAAAACAUGGAAAUCUAUGCUGGCAAAAAAAACAACUGGACUGGAGAAUUCUCAGCUCGCUUUCUCUUGAAGUUGCCUGUUGAUUUCAGCAAUAUUCCUACAUACCUUCUCAAGGAUGUGAAUGAAGAUCCUGGAGAAGAUGUUGCACUUCUCUCUGUUAGUUUUGAGGAUGCAGAAGCUACUCAGGUUUUUCCGAAGCUGUACCUCUCCCCACGUAUUGAACAUGCACUUGGAGGAUCAUCCGCCCUUCACAUCCCAGCCUUUCCUGGUGGAGGUUGUCUUAUUGACUAUGUACCCCAAGUAUGCCAACUGCUAACAAACAAGGUACAGUAUGUUAUUCAGGGAUACCAUAAGAGAAGAGAGUACAUUGCAGCUUUCCUGAGUCACUUUGGAACCGGUGUGGUGGAAUAUGAUGCAGAAGGCUUCACAAAGCUCACUCUGUUGCUGAUGUGGAAAGAUUUUUGCUUCCUUGUUCACGUUGACCUACCCCUGUACUUUCCACGAGACCAACCAACCCUAACGUUUCAGUCCGUCUACCACUUCACCAACAGUGGCCAGCUGUACUCCCAGGCCCAGAAGAAUUACCCUUACAGCCCGCGCUGGGAUGGCAAUGAAAUGGCCAAGAGAGCAAAGGCCUAUUUCAAGACAUUUGUCCCUCAGUUCCAGGAGGCAGCAUUUGCUAAUGGGAAGCUUUAGGCAGCCUCAGGCAUGGAAACGAUACUGAACAGAUCCUUCAGUGUCAGCCCACAAGAAGAAUGCCUGGAAAUGGGAUGGACUGUUGAUAUGUGCUUUCUUGCCUCUGAAGUGAUUUUGGUAGCUUCACUUUUUGAAACAAAGACCUCAGUAGCAUGCUUAGAACUGGAUAUUUGAUAUUUGUCCUGUCCCUUUGCCUCUGCCACCACCAUUCCUAUGUAUCUUCUGGAUUAAAUUUAAAAGGGCGUGUUUUGAUGUGAUAACACUUUCUUGUUCUAACAAAGUCCUGUAUGUUAUGCCUUGUUUCCUUGUCUUCAGAUGGUCUAAAUUGGAUUUUUUUUUCACCAUGGAAAUAUGAUGUAGUUUGUAUAUUUAGUUAAUGUUUUCAGCUUAUCCUAAGAAAACAUAAAACUGCCAUAUGUACCAGGAAUGCCUAGUGGACUGUACAGUGCCAUAGUCUACCUUGGAGGUUUGCGUCUCACUGUGGUCGUUACUCUCACAGGUAUGGACAUGAGUUGCACACUUCAAUUCUUAGUGCCUUUGCAGUUGGUCUGAAGUUGAAAUGGCAGGGUGUUUGAGGGUUGGGUUUUUUUUUUUAAUAUUUCUGUUGAAAGCUCAUCUUAUGUGAAAUGCUGUGCUUUUAUGCUUUGUUUUUAUUUCCAGUUGUAUAGUUUUGGUGUUUUACUAAUGAACUCCCCUUGCCAUUACAGAAAAGUUCUACUUCUUUAGUACCAAUGUGCAAGGAACUAGUUAUAUAAAUCAGUAUAACAAAAUAAAACUCUUUCAUAGAUCUGUAAUUUUUCCAAAUAAGAUAAAUACUGCUAAGAAGCAAGCUUUCAACAAGGGAAUGAAUGAUGUCUUGGAAAAUAACAUGAAAUAAUGUAGGGCUAUAGGUAUUUAGCUUAAUGCUUAAGUUCAGCAUGUCUUCUCAGAAAUAAUUUUAUGUGUAUAUAACUGGAAACAUUACCUCCCCUAAUUCUGAAAUGCCAAACACAAAAUCCCACCUACUCAUCCUUUCUUUCCUGCUUGUGUCAGGAGCACCAUUUGGGGCUAACUGUCACAAUGUCACUUCCCAAAUUAAUUUGUGAAUAGACCAGGGUACUUUCCAGUAAGGAAUAAAAUGAACAGUGUUUGUUGCUUAUAAAUGGCAUCUGGAAAAUGUGCCCUACUUCUGCAAAAUAUAAGGAACUAAAUGAAUAGUAUGCAGAUGA
This is a messenger RNA of Corapipo altera (White-ruffed manakin), 2484 nucleotides long. RefSeq names its product BRISC and BRCA1 A complex member 2 (gene BABAM2). Gene Ontology annotation, biological process: double-strand break repair. The transcript has 12 exons. Gene Ontology annotation, cellular component: BRISC complex; BRCA1-A complex. Bases 125 to 1276 code for a protein of 383 amino acids. Lineage: Eukaryota; Metazoa; Chordata; Aves; Passeriformes; Pipridae. The record is from RefSeq and is a predicted model, not a curated record.